AUAAAGCUCACUAGUGGGACAUAUGUUCUACAUCUUGCACUCCUGAAUUAUAUCCAGCUUGUCUAUCACAAACAUGAAGUUCGCUCUCGCCGCCUCUUCCCUCGCUCUCGUUGCUGGUGCUUCGGCCCGUUCCAUUACGGUCACUAACAAGUGCUCAUACACCGUCUGGCCUGCUAUCUACACUGGCUCCGGAACUGCGCCCAGCCAAACCACUGGCUGGCAGGCGAACACUGGUGACACCGUCACCUUCGAUGUUCCCGACAACUGGACUGCUGGACGAAUCUGGGGUCGCCGUGACUGCGACGCCAGCGGCACCUGUGUCACUGGUAACUGUGCUGGUGGUAUCGUCUGCACUCAACCCGGAACUCCCCCCGCUACCCUCGCCGAGUUCACCUUGGCCGCCAGCGGAAACCAGGACUUCUACGACGUUUCCCUAGUCGAUGGUUUCAACAUCCCCGUUGCCAUCACCAACGACCAGGGAUGCAGCACUGCUGACUGCCCAGUUGACUUGAACGCCAACUGCCCUGCUGAGCUCCAAGGACCUUCUGGAGCCUCUGGCAACGAGGGAUGCAAGAGUGCUUGCUUCGCCAACCUUGACGGCAACCCCACCGACUCUGCCAACUGCUGCAGCGGUUCUCAUGCCACCCAGGCUACUUGCCCCUCUUCCGGAGUUACUGACUACUCUUACUUCAAGAACGCCUGCCCCAACUCGUACUGCUAUGCUUACGACGAGGCGAGCGGCACUGCUCUCUGGACUUGCGAUGCUGGCAAGGCUGCCUCUUACACCGUCACUUUCUGCCCUUGAGAGAAUGUUGCUAUCGUGGAUUGACUUCGCAAUACGUAUUUAUUUCAUGUUGUUGCAAGUGUUGUCAAAAUAAUCAAGUUGU
This is a messenger RNA of Serpula lacrymans var. lacrymans S7.9, 887 nucleotides long. RefSeq lists its product as uncharacterized. Gene Ontology annotation, cellular component: extracellular region. The record is from RefSeq and is a predicted model, not a curated record. NCBI's taxonomy places the organism in Eukaryota, Fungi, Basidiomycota, Agaricomycetes, Boletales, Serpulaceae. Bases 74 to 805 code for a protein of 243 amino acids. The transcript is spliced from 10 exons. Gene Ontology annotation, biological process: defense response.